AAUGUCAGUCACGGUCAGUCACCGGCGUAAAGGAGACGCGUCGCGAUCCCUCCGCGAAUUUUCCUUUCCGAAGCAUAUUUAAUCCACGAAUACAAGUGCCGGGAGUGUCGAAUCAAACAAAAUACGAUCGUUGCGAAUUCUCUCAACGUUUAUUAAUUAUCAAGAGCAAUCGCAAUUAAUGGCGUCCUUCGAUGUUCGUGUGACGUUGCACACAUACGUUGCAUCAUUCAAAUCGACGACAUUCGUCAAGAAUUUCACACAUUCGUGAACGUUUUUCGAGCUUGUCGAGUGCUCAAGAAACAUCAAACGCGCGAUCGAACAUAUUAAAGAGUGUGAUACAAAUUUGUGUUAAAAUACGUCGUAAUAAUUAACUGUUUUCUGAUCUUGGCACAAGUCGGAUUCGGUCAUUAUAUCUCGCGUCGCGAAGUUGUCGCAUAAUUCAAAAUUUUCAAACGUUAUUGCGCAUGUAACCUAAGUCGAAGUUGCAAAAUGUCGGGCGAGAUAAUUCCUUCUCCCUCCCCCCUCAUUCGUGUUUCACGUUAUUUACAAGUUAUAAGUACGUCGCGCGCGUUAACGAGAUGGUCAAUUACUGUCAUAUCGCGGUAAUUAGAUGUGUAAUUGAUUUUCCUGUGCAAUUUACGCGAGUGAGUGCGUAGUUCGAUGGAGCGUCAUCUUAAGAGAGCGGCCGGAGAUGUCCAGGCUAACUAAAUACAUAUGGGAAGUAGGAAAUUCAUCGGGAAACCGUCCAAUAGAGACUCGCCCAGACGCUCUCAAGGCAAUUGUCUACGUACAAAAACUGAGGGGUCUGGAGCGCACGAAGGCGAGAAGAAAUGAGGUGGACGUGACACAAUGACAUGAUGAAGAGCCUGGUGGGGAUCAUGUGGAUAGUGUUGGUGCUCAUAUCAGGAUGCUCAGGAAAUCCAGACGCGAAGCGAUUAUACGACGACCUUUUGUCGAAUUACAACAAGCUGGUUCGUCCAGUGGUCAACGUCACAGAUGCCCUCACCGUUAAAAUAAAGCUCAAGCUUUCGCAGCUCAUCGAUGUGAAUUUGAAGAAUCAAAUCAUGACGACGAACCUCUGGGUCGAACAGUCAUGGUAUGAUUACAAGUUGACGUGGGAUCCGAAAGAAUACGGUGGGGUGGAGAUGCUGCACGUGCCGUCAGAUCAUAUAUGGAGGCCCGAUAUAGUUUUAUACAACAACGCCGACGGUAAUUUCGAGGUAACGCUGGCGACGAAGGCGACUCUCAACUAUACGGGUAGGGUCGAGUGGAAACCGCCGGCGAUUUAUAAGUCUUCCUGCGAGAUUGACGUCGAAUAUUUUCCUUUCGACGAGCAGACGUGCGUAAUGAAAUUCGGCUCGUGGACUUACGACGGCUUCCAGGUCGAUCUUAGACACAUCGACGAGAUCCGAGGCAGCAAUGUCGUCGACAUCGGCAUCGAUCUGUCGGAGUUUUAUACUUCCGUUGAAUGGGACAUAUUAGAAGUCCCUGCUGUAAGGAACGAGAAGUUUUACACGUGUUGCGACGAGCCUUACCUCGACAUCACUUUCAACAUCACCAUGAGACGGAAGACUCUGUUCUAUACCGUUAAUCUCAUAAUACCGUGCAUGGGGAUAUCAUUCCUCACGGUGUUGGUGUUUUAUCUGCCAAGCGACAGUGGAGAGAAGGUCAGCCUGUCCAUUUCGAUUCUAUUGUCGCUGACUGUGUUCUUCCUCUUGCUGGCUGAAAUCAUCCCACCCACAUCGCUCGUGGUACCGCUUCUCGGUAAAUUCGUCCUCUUCACUAUGAUCCUCGACACUUUCAGUAUAUGCGUAACAGUGGUGGUCCUCAACGUUCACUUCCGUUCACCGCAGACCCACGUAAUGGCGCCGUGGGUCCGACGAGUAUUCAUCCAUGUUCUGCCAAGGUUGCUGGUAAUGCGCAGGUAUAAUACGCCAUCGCAGAGAACCGAUUACGAUUCCAGGCCGCAGUACCAGAUAGACAAGCGUAGCAUGGGCGGGCAUCAUGGACAUCGCGUGAUGGUUAGAACAUGCAAUGGUCUCGAGUUGCGAGACCCAUCACUGUUCGUCGAGUCUUCGGCCUCGGAGUUGGUAGAGUCCUCUGUGCUUUUUCCUAGUGUCGAUUCACGGGACGAUCUGCAUCCUCGGGAGUUGGAAGCAGUAAAUUUAGGAAGUACAUGUCGUAUCCACGGUUCGCCAGCGGCAACGGCCGCACCACCACCGCCGCAGCUCCCGACAGAGGAGAGCGUCGACGCUCUCUGCAACACGCUUCACCACUGGCAUCACUGCCCAGAAUUGUACAAGGCCAUAGAAGGCAUCCGCUUUAUCGCCGAUCAUACAAAAAGAGAAGAGGAUUCCACUAGAGUCAAGGAGGACUGGAAAUACGUCGCGAUGGUGCUCGACAGACUAUUCCUCUGGAUCUUUACGCUAGCCGUAGUUGUCGGCACGGCUGGGAUUAUAUUACAGGCGCCAACCUUGUACGACGAUCGCAUCCCCAUCGAUGUACGACUCUCCGAGAUCGCCUCCACCACUGCCAAGCCACUCAUGGUCACGAACGUCCUCUGAGGGAUAAUUACUAAUUACGUUAAUGCCGUGCGUGUAAAGCCAUAUGCGAACACAUACAUAACAAUCUAUUAUGACAAAUACGACUAACGAAACGUAUUAACGUCCGAAAGAGACUGAAGCCUCGCCAAGUCUUCAAACCUUUGCGUGAAUGUAUAUCGUUGCGUCGCUGCCGAACAGAGAAUUCUUAUUAUUAAGGCACAAUAUGUGUUCUAUACUCCUCUCUCUCUCUACUUCGCUAUAAAUUCAGAAUAUUUGUUAAUUAGGAAUUUUUGUAUAGAUAGAUGAAUUAAAGGAAUCAGAAUUUUUCUCAAAUAGAUUUCUAAUCUUCGAAUUUAGAAAUUGAUUUUAGGGAUAUUGCGUUGAUAUUUGUUGCAUUCUUUUUAAUUAUUUAAUAAUAAUAAUUACUGUCUAUAAGCGAGGUAUUCUUGCGCCGAUAUAAUUAAUUAAUUAUAGGGACCUAUAUAAAGAAUAGAUCUACAGUCAUAUCUGCAGGCGUUGAUUUUGUCGUCUUAGUAAGAAUUCUCGAGCUACAGCGGAGAAUAAACUUUUUGCGCAAACGCAUAGAGAGUGAUAAAGAAAGGAGUAUCACGACAACAAAUAUGUCUCAACUAUUUGCACGCUGAUCGCGUUUGAUUCCGUGUAGCACAUGGACGGUGUAAGAAGUUCAUAAUGUGUAGGUAAUACACAAUCUGAUGUAUACGCAAGAUAUAUAUCUUCUUAUUUCUCAAAUUAAAUAGGAAAAAAUUCAAGUUGUUAAUGUCGAUAAAAUAAACAUUUAUUUUUUGCGCGGCUUAAUCAGAUUCAUUUUUAAAUAUACGUCAAAAUAUACAAUUUUUUUCUUUCAUAAAUAUGUUUGCGCAAUUAUUGCUGAUCAAGUUAAUCGCCACAAAUUUUUA
This is a messenger RNA of Camponotus floridanus (Florida carpenter ant), 3460 nucleotides long. RefSeq names its product acetylcholine receptor subunit alpha-like (gene nAChRa3). Gene Ontology annotation, cellular component: neuron projection; postsynaptic membrane; synapse. Lineage: Eukaryota; Metazoa; Arthropoda; Insecta; Hymenoptera; Formicidae. Gene Ontology annotation, molecular function: acetylcholine-gated monoatomic cation-selective channel activity; transmembrane signaling receptor activity. The record is from RefSeq and is a predicted model, not a curated record. The transcript has 14 exons. Gene Ontology annotation, biological process: signal transduction; chemical synaptic transmission; nervous system process. The coding region runs from base 855 to 2564 and encodes 569 amino acids.